UUAACCCGGUCACUACGUUGCGAAGUUGUGGAGGGUUUUUGCGGUUGCCAUGGAUUUCUAAAAGCUAUUGACCGCGAUUGGGUCUCUGUGAGCGUCUUUGUAGGGGAAAAGCUAUUAUUUUUUUGAAAAGGGAAAGCGAUAGCAUCUUGGGAGAAACAGUCUCGUGUCAUUCCAGUUCCCCUGACCAAUUGCUCGCGUGUAGUUCCUCAGUAGUAGAGUUGAGGACCGGCUUCAAACGAAACCUGCCAGAGCAACUGAAGAAACUCUGCGGAUAGGUCCCAGGAGUCGUGCAUGGCACAGAGUGAGAUGAACUGAGGCUUUUGGCGGACAGCUACCUUCCACUUGCUCCUUCCCUGUACUCUGAGACAGCACCGCGUGUGUGCGCGUGUCACGUGUGUGUGCGUGUGUGUGUGUGUGUCUGUGUGUGUCUGCGGAAGCAUGAGGCGGUUGGGCAGGCCGGGCGUGGCCCUCUUCCUGGGCGUGGCCCUGUGUCUCUGUGGGACACCUGGCUCUGGUACUCUGGAUAUCCCACUGGAGGUUUUAAGUCGCAUGAACAUCGAGCAGCUCCCCACCAUCACAGAUCAGUCCCCCAGCACCAUGAUCGCCUUCCCCUUCGAUGAGAGUUACUCCAUGAAGUGCCAAGCCAAAGGCAACCCCGAGCCUGUGUUCCAGUGGAAAAAAAACGGGCAGGUGUUCGAUCCCUUCCAAGACCCCCGACUGCUCGCCGAGGAGGGCUCGGGGACCUUCAUCAUCCCCAACAGCGGGAAUCUCACCGAGUUCCAGGGCAACUACCGUUGCUACGCCUCAAACAAACUGGGCACGGCGAUAUCGGAGGAGAUCGAGUUUGUCGUGCCCCAUGUGCCGAAGUUCCCAAAAGAGAAAAUCGAUCCCAUCGUGGUGGAGGAGGGUCAGCCGGUCAUUUUGAAAUGCGACCCUCCCAAAGGGAUCCCCCCUCUGCAAAUCUACUGGAUGACGAUGGGCCUCCAGCACAUUGAACAGGAUGAGAGGGUGACCAUGGGCCUGAACGGAGACCUGUACUUCGCCAACGCCCUGCUGAAGGACAGCCGGACGGACUACUGCUGCUUCGCCUCCUUCACCAGGAUCAGGACCAUCGUGCAGAAAACCGCCAUGUCGCUGGUGGUGAAGAACACUGGGUUAGAUGGGGAAUCAGCAUCAGAUAGCAGUCGUGCCAAUUUCAUUCUGAAGAGCAAACCCAGUCUUUUGUCGCCCUCUGGUGACCGAACAUACACACAUCUAGUGAAGGGAGAGGAACUCCUGCUAGAGUGCAUUGCUGCGGGAUUCCCUACCCCGAAGGUGGAGUGGUUCAAAGUGGGCCACGGGCUUCCCGACCGGGCCAUCGUGGACAAUCACGGGAAGGUCCUGCGGAUCCCCGAGGUGCAGCAGGAGGACGACGGCCAGUACAAGUGCAAGGCCAAGAACUCCCACGGCGACGCCUCGCACUCCUUCCACGUCCUCGUGGAGGAGCCCCCGCAGUGGGUGGUCAAGCCCGAGAGUCAGCUGAAAGAGAUCGGCUCGAACGUGCUCAUCAAGUGCUCCGCCACGGGCAACCCCAAGCCCACGGUGUCCUGGAGUGUCAACGGCCGCCCGCUGAAAGACGUGCCGUCCGUCAACAGGAAGGUGUUCGAGGACAAGAUCAUCCUGCAGGGAGCCGGCGCCAGCGACAGCGCCGUCUACCAGUGCGAAGCCUCCAACAAGCACGGCGUCAUCCUGGCCAACGCCAACAUCAUGAUCAUGAACCUGCCACCGGUGAUUGUGACGGAGGACGGCCUACAGUACUCGGCGGUGCAGGGGAAGAGUGUGCUCCUCCAGUGCAAAACCUUCGGCUCGCCACCCCCCAGCACCACCUGGUACAAAGAAGACGCUAUGGAAUCGCAAAGGUUUCGCCUUCACACCAACGGCUCCCUGGAAAUCUUCAGGGUAGAGGAAGGCGACAUGGGAACGUUUUCAUGCACCGCCAAAAACAAGGAGGGCACAAGUGCCAUCACCGCCCUCCUGGACAUAAAAGAUCCCACCAGAAUACAGGACCCUCCUCUGGACCUGCGCAUCCUGAUUGGGACCACAGCCCAGUUUGCUUGUAAGGCGGAGUUCGAUCCCUCCUUCGAGCACGCCAUGGAGACCUUCUGGCUGAAAGACGGCAUGCUGAUGAACGACACUGAGGACAUGGGCUAUUUGGUGGACGACGGGGUCCUCCAGAUCGCCAACGUGAGCCACUCCGACCAGGGAAGAUACUCAUGUGUGGUCCGAAGCCCAGUGGACCAAGAUAUUGCGUCUGCACAUCUGAUCGUUCUGGAUGUCCCCGAUGCACCGGAGGACCUGAUGUUGUCCGAGCGCAGCGAAAAGAGUGUGAAGCUCAAAUGGAUCCCGGGGGACGACCACAACAGCUCCACCACCGAGUUCCUUAUCGAGUUCGAGGAGAGCCAGCGCGAGCCGGGCAUCUGGCGCCCGGCGCAGCGGGUCCCCGGCAGCCACACGUCGGCCGUGCUGAAGCUCCACGGCCACGCCGACUACCGCUUCCGUGUGUCCGGGGUCAACGACGUGGGCACGGGGCGGCCCAGCGAGCCGUCGGAGAACUACAAGACCCAAGCGCGAGCUCCUGACAAGAACCCCGAAAAUAUAAAAAUCGAAGGUCAUUUGCCACAUGAAAUGGAUAUCCACUGGGAGCCUCUGGCGCCGAUCGAGCACAACGGGCCGGGUCUGCAGUACAAGGUGAGCUACCGGCGGCAGGGCGUGGACGCCGACUGGCACGAGCACGACGUCAAGCGCCACUCCUUCGUGGUGAAGAACACGCCCACGUUCGUGCCGUACGAGAUCAAGAUCCGCGCCCACAACCAGAAGGGCUCGGCCCCCGAGCCCCGCGUCCUCGUGGGCUACUCGGGAGAGGACUUUCCAACUGCUGCCCCCAACAACGUGGCGGUGGAGGUGGUGAACAACACUCUGGUGAAGGUCAGCUGGGAGCACGUGCACAAGGACAAGCUGCAUGGCCAUCUGGGGGGCUACAGGGUCAACUGGUGGAGGCUUCGUAGUCUGCUGGACGCGAAGAAAAGCCACGGGGAGAAGCACACCCUGACAUUUCCCGGGGACAGGAACCACUCCAUGGUCCCGGCACUGAAGCCCUUCUCUGAAUACAGCCUAAUUGUUAUGGUGUUCAAUGGGAGAGGAAAUGGACCAGGCAGUCAUCCAGUCACCUUCAGAACCCCAGAGGGAGUUCCAGAGCAGAUCUCUGUGUUCCGGACUACUGAUGUCAGGAAGCACUCAGUGUCUCUGUCCUGGUCUCCGCCCGCAGAGCCCAACGGGGUUCUCACAGGCUACCUCCUCCAGUACCAGCUGAUUAACGACACGGAGGAGGUCGGGCCACUGGUUUCGGUCAACGUCAGCGACCCGGACGCUGGCAAGUGGCUGCUGCAGGACCUGGAGCCCCUGAGCAAGUACAAGUUCUACCUGCGGGCGUGCACCCGCCUGGGCUGUGGCCCCGUCGCCACCGAGGAGGGCACCACCACCCCCGAGGCCCGCCUGGCCAGCAUCCACGGCGGGAUCUCCACUCAGGGCUGGUUCAUCGGGCUCAUGUGUGCCGUGGCCCUCCUCACCCUCAUCGUACUCAUCGCCUGCUUCGUCAACCGCAACAAAGGAGGCAAAUACUCAGUGAAAGAGAAAGAAGACCUCCAUCCUGAUGUGGAGUCCCAGGGGAUGAAUGAUGACACCUUUUGCGAAUACAGUGACAAUGACGAGAAGCCGCUGAAAGGGAGCUUGCACUCGACCAGCGGGGACAUCAAACCGGCGGACAGCGGCGACAGCCUGGUGGACUACGGCGAUGAGGAGGCCCAGUUCAACGAAGACGGCUCAUUCAUUGGCGAGUACACCGGCCGCAAGGAGAAGCCAUCCACAGAGAACAAAGGAAACAGUCAAAGUACGGCGUGAGGUGUGCGUGUCUGUGUGUGUGAGUGUGUGAGCAAGUGUGUGUAUCUGUGUGUGUGUGAGUGUGUGUGUGUGCGUGCGUGCGUCUACAGUAUGUGUAAGUGGUGAAGGAACAACGCUGUUGAUGUUUAGGACCAGGGUUUCAUUCAAACAUUGUUUAUUUUGUUUGUUUGUUUUUUGGACAGGGAAAGGGUGGAAAAAUAAAUGACAUAAUCUAUUGGAAGCACAAUUUCAUGUGAAUAUUAAUGUAUUAUUGUUAGCCACACUGUCAUGCCCAUUUUACAAGGCUUAGUUUUAUUGCAUAUUGUUACUGAUCUGCCAUUUCCAAAUGUAUAUAUAUUCUAUAUAUAUGUGUAUGUGCGGGUGUUUUAUAUCACUGCAAAUCAGUCGAGAGUUCUCAGAGCUGCUGGCACUUGCUUUUUUUGUAAAUGCAGCUACUGUUUGUAAUCCUCCCAGGUGUCUGAGAGCCUUCUCGUGUCUGUGAGUGUUUUUCUUUUUUUUUUUUUUUUUUUUCAUCUUGUAGCAAGCAAGUGUUUGUGAAAAAAAAUGUUAUUUUUCAGUUGAAGCAAAUAUUAUUGACAUUUUAUAUUUCAGAUGCAUUCAUUAAAUGUGAUUUAAUAUGCAA
Messenger RNA from Sardina pilchardus (European sardine), 4558 nucleotides. It is a transcript of the gene chl1b, whose product is annotated as cell adhesion molecule L1-like b. Bases 439 to 3936 code for a protein of 1165 amino acids. The transcript has 27 exons. Gene Ontology annotation, cellular component: plasma membrane; axon. NCBI's taxonomy places the organism in Eukaryota, Metazoa, Chordata, Actinopteri, Clupeiformes, Clupeidae. Gene Ontology annotation, biological process: brain development; axon guidance; cell-cell adhesion. Gene Ontology annotation, molecular function: cell-cell adhesion mediator activity. The record is from RefSeq and is a predicted model, not a curated record.